This is a messenger RNA of Entelurus aequoreus (snake pipefish), 667 nucleotides long. It is a transcript of the gene lyset, whose product is annotated as transmembrane protein 251. The transcript is spliced from 2 exons. The record is from RefSeq and is a predicted model, not a curated record. Bases 124 to 474 code for a protein of 116 amino acids. Lineage: Eukaryota; Metazoa; Chordata; Actinopteri; Syngnathiformes; Syngnathidae.
UAGAUUUACGCUAUUUCUACACGUCAUGUGACAUAAUAGGAAGUGCGAGGCGACCGUGUUGGGCAGUACGAGACAGCAGCAGAAGCAGACAUUUCAUUGCUUAAGUAAAUAAAGACAUGGAGGAUGAAUUUCCGCCAGCGGCUGGGAUGGCUCGGCAUGGCCUUCUACCUUCUUGUGAGCCUGCUUGCAGUCUAUCACGUCUUUGACGUUCAGCGAUUCAAGUUGGAGCAUGUGCCGAGUGCUGCGAUCGGACCCUCUUCUUUGCCCAUUCAAAGCAUUCAUGCUCGCCUGGCAGCACUUCCCAUGUGGAUCUGGGUGACGGCCAUUUUGUUGCCCUACAUGCAACUCUUUCUCUUCAUCUUCUCCUGCACCAGGACAAACCCUCGUGCCAUCGGCUACUGCGUCCUACCCAUCUGCCUAUCUCUGCUCUGCAAACCAUCUAAUCACAGCAUCUCGCCAUUGAUUGACACGUGACCCAAAUAUCUGUAAGGACACAUCGUGAAACAUCUUUUUAUUUUUAGGACAUUUACAGCAAAAACAAUUUUGAGGUGUAAAGGACCACACCUUUGUCUUACCUGACAUGCUGGAAUUGAUGAGCGAACUUCAUUUGAUGAUCUUCUGUAUUUGAUAUUUGAUCACACAAUAAAAUGAGAAAAAAAGACAUGUA